AUGCCGACAAACUUUGUCAGCUACGCUGUCUACUUCCCGAUGGCCAGUCUUUACUCGAACUCGCUGCUCGCUUCAUUCAAUAUGCGCGACUUCCUCGGCAACAAAGAAGAGUCGUCAACCUAUGCACUCUCUGCAGUCUCGCCUGUGACAUACUCGCGCAGCCAGCAGCGAGACUCGUCUGCGCGGGUAUCGAAGACGUGUUCUCCAGGCCAUCUGGAGUCGACAGGAGGCAUGGUUUUCCAUAUCGCGACAGAGCAAUCGAAAUCCUCUACAAUGGCGGAUUAUGCUGGCAGUAGCCUAUGCUAUCCCAUGCAGUUCACUUCCAGGCUUCUAGCACCCUUGCGUUCGGUUGUACUUGAUGACGAAAUUGACAAUAGUACGGGUCUCUCAGUGUACUUUCCGACGGCGAAUCGUAUGUCUGGUUCACACAAUCUACCACAUGCACUGACCUGUCGCGCGCUUCAAGGCGAGGUAUUGACUCUCCGCCCCCCUCCCAUGGAGCCGUCCGCACACUGGCACCGAGCCUACGUGUUGCUCCGGGACACCGAUUCGGACGACGGCGACCUAGUCACCCACGUCCAGAUAGUAAAGUCUAUAGUCACGCUAUGGGGCUUUGCGGAUGGUAUGAGGGUGGCGCUGUUCUUGGCAUACACGGACGUAACAACUACCUUGCGCGUUGGUAGAGGCUGGAAGUGUCAUCGGGUCGAGUCGAAAUGGGCUGAUGUUCGGAGCACAGGACCUGCCAAAGCGAUCCCGCUGCUCGAGCGCGUGUCCAUCACACCUGCCUUGGCGGUGCAUCGAGCUGUGCAGGGCCUUGCGGCUAUCAUCGUCCUCCCAGCUGCGCUGAUCUGCUGCUCUCCGAAUAGGCGCCUCGAGCCCUGUCGGAGUACCCGUCGAGUCUCCGCCUGA
Molecule: messenger RNA, 909 nt
Organism: Phanerochaete carnosa HHB-10118-sp
Lineage: Eukaryota; Fungi; Basidiomycota; Agaricomycetes; Polyporales; Phanerochaetaceae
Exons: 6
Coding region: 1-909 (302 amino acids)
Source: RefSeq, a predicted model, not a curated record